AUGAAAAAUGCUCGUGAGGACUUUCACGUCUCACAGCUCCUAAAAACGAUGCGGCUUGAUGGUAUUUUCAUUCAAUCGUUGUUGCUGGUUCUGGCAACAGCCAAGCCCAUAGUUUACCUUAUCCGCCACGGCGAAAAACCCAGUAGUGGUGAUGGACUAAGUGCGGAAGGUGAGCAGAGGGCUCAAUGUCUGCGAGCCGUCUUCGGCGCUGAGUCAAGUUACAACAUUGGCCACAUUAUGGCUCAAACUCCGAAAAGUGACGGAUCUCGUCAACGUCCAUACGAUACUGUAAAGCCAUUGGCUGAUGACUUGGGACUCGUCGUGGAUACUUCUUGCGAUCGAGACGACCCAGACUGCGUCGCCGAUGUUGUCAAUGGGUAUUCUGGGGCUGGAAAUAUUCUCAUCUGCUGGGAGCACGAUGCCCUUACAGACAUUGUGGAGGCCUUAGGAGACAAUGACGCUCCAAAGUACGAUGGCGAUCGCUACGACAUCAUCUGGACGGAUCCACCGCCAUACAAUGCCAUUACCUCCGAGACUUCUGAGAACUGUCCAGAGCUAGACAACUAG
Molecule: messenger RNA, 567 nt
Organism: Verruconis gallopava
Lineage: Eukaryota; Fungi; Ascomycota; Dothideomycetes; Venturiales; Sympoventuriaceae
Exons: 3
Coding region: 1-567 (188 amino acids)
Source: RefSeq, a predicted model, not a curated record